Messenger RNA from Moneuplotes crassus, 1058 nucleotides. The record is from the annotation of a GenBank genome assembly. Lineage: Eukaryota; Ciliophora; Spirotrichea; Euplotida; Euplotidae.
UUAUAAUGGAGGAAGAACAAGCUGAAGAUGUAACUGGAGAGAAACUUGGCUUAGGAAUAGUGCCGAAGAAGGAUUACCAGCAACUAGAGAGGGUCUUACCUCAGAUAUUGGAUAAUCAAGGGUUUAAGUUUGUGUUUGAAACAUUUGAGGAAAGUAAAGAGCUAGGGUUUAGUCUUUAGACACAAAUUAUUAAUUAACAAAUUUAAGGUGCUGGGAAGAUAGCAUUGAAGAUGGAAGUUAUAGAAUUGGUUGCUAUUUUUAAUAUCAGUGGGAAGUUUUAAUGCCUGAAUGACUUUCUUGAGAGAUUGAGAGGAAGUAGUAUUAGAGAAAUUAUAUUUCAAAGGCAUUUUAACUAAAUGGUCAAUUUUAGUUUUUAAAUCCGAAAUAUAUGAAAAAUUCUCAGUACUCCCGGAAUGAAAGUAAAAUUUAAAUCAUUCAAUUUCUCACAAAAACAAUUCUGAAAAAUUCUGACUGCCUGUGGAGAACACUAUAACUUAAAAUUUGGUGAUUGAGAGAUACAUAUAAGUGAUCUCAACAGAUUAGAGUGCACCAAACCAUCUAUAGAAUUUCUAAAUCUUCAUGAAUGAGACAUAAUUCAACCUCUCAAAAACCCUGACUGUAAUGUGCUGGUUGAGAAGAUAGUCUACUUUGCCCUACACCAUUCAUUAAACCAACUAAUAAUCCAACUGAAGGUAAAUACAACCUCUCUUGAACCUCCGAAAGACUCCACGGGAGUUUAUAGUGAACCAGAUCCUUGUCUGUGUGAAGGAAAGGCCUAAUAAACGAGUUUUGUACUAGCUUGAAUUCAGAGUAUUUUCUUGUAUAUUUUCUGAAAAUUUUAAUAUAUUUUUCUUCGUUGGCAAAAUUCAAUUUAGACGAUUUAGCUGGGAAAAUUGAAGGAUCAAAAAUCGAAGAAAAAGAGGUUGGGGUAUUUUGAUGAGAUUAACUGGUCGAAGAGGAUUUUUAGGGUUUAGAAAUUUAGUAUUUUUCAAGGGAUUAUGUAGGUAGAGCACAUUGAGGAUGAUGAAAUUUAAUGAUAAAUGGUUGGUUUAAGAAUG